Molecule: messenger RNA, 4220 nt
Organism: Coregonus clupeaformis (lake whitefish)
Lineage: Eukaryota; Metazoa; Chordata; Actinopteri; Salmoniformes; Salmonidae
Gene: satb2
Product: SATB homeobox 2
Exons: 13
Coding region: 726-3482 (918 amino acids)
Biological process (GO): chromatin remodeling; regulation of transcription by RNA polymerase II
Molecular function (GO): DNA-binding transcription factor activity, RNA polymerase II-specific; RNA polymerase II cis-regulatory region sequence-specific DNA binding
Source: RefSeq, a predicted model, not a curated record
AAAGAUUGAAAGUGACACACACAUUGUUUUGCGCGAAACUGUGACUGUUAUAUCGAGAUUUCUUCAGUUAACACCUCUGUGUCGCAGACAUUGUGAUUUCGGCCCGUUUUUCUUUUGCUUGAGCAACUUGGUUGUUUUGCCUGUUGUUCACGUGGACAUUUUCCUUAUGAUGCGUUUUGCGUUUUCCUUGUUUCCGCGGGUGAAGAAGCCACGAGUUCAGAAGAGGACCGAUUUGUGCCUCGACCGUGCCUAACCCAGGACGACCGACACAACGUGCGAUCAAACGACUCCAGCUGGCGGGUUGACAAGUUUCUCUGCGCGGAGAGAAGCAGCGGCUCGAGCUCCAGCAGGAUCCCCGCGCACUCAGCAAGCAAACCUCGACGCACUGGUCUCGAGCGAAAGAGACUCUCUCUCUCUCUCUCUCUCUCUCUCUUGAGGCAAACACCACUCUCACAGACAAUAAACCAACGCACAUUGUCUACCUUUGUCUCCCAUCUCUCUCCUUUCUCUCGGACUCGCUCACAUCCAGUGCUUGGGGCACGAAGUUGUGUCCAGCAGCACAGACUCCAGCCGAUCUCCGCCCGUCGUGGCGCCAACUCAGCCCAGCCCUGGAUUCAAUCAUUUUAAUCAAUGGACAGAGCCUCCUCAACGGCCAGCAGAGGUACAGACACGCCAUAAACAGCCCUUACCCUCGGGCAGUAGCCCCCCCUGGUGGUUGGAGGGGGAUGGAGCGUGGUGGCGGGGAGAGCCCCCGCAUGCAGGACAGUCCUGAGCGGGAACGGCGGGGGGGCAGCCCGGACCUCAGUGGACCCCCGCCAGGGAAGAUAAGGCGUUUGGAGCUCAAUGGGAGCCCCACUGGGCCACGCCUCCUACUCCACAACGGCAACCCACACAGACCUCUGGGAGGUCUGAUGAUCCCAGUGUUCUGUGUGGUGGAGCAGGCAGGGCCUGAUGGAAGGAUGCAGCGUGAACGAGAGCGUGAGGAAGUGGAGAGGAAUGAGGGACACAGAGAGGAGCAUGCUGAGUUUGUCCUGGUCAGGAAGGAUAUCCUCUUCAACCAGCUGGUGGAGACGGCCCUGCUGGCCCUGGGGUACUCCCACAGCUCAGCCGCUCAGGCCCAUGGCAUCAUCAAGGUGGGUCGUUGGAACCCUCUGCCCAUCCACUUCCUAACAGACUCUCCUGAGGCCACGGUGGCUGACAUGUUGCUGGACGUCUAUCAUAUGGUCACCCUCCGCAUUCAGCUACAGAGCUUUGCCAAGCUAGAGGACCUUCCGUCAGAGCAGUGGAACCACGCCACGGUGAGGAACGCCCUCAAGGAGCUUCUCAAGGAGAUGAACCAAAGCACACUGGCCAAGGAGUGCCCCCUCUCACAGAGUAUGAUUUCCUCAAUAGUAAACAGCUCCUACUAUGCCAAUGUCUCAACUGCCAAAUGUCAGGAAUUUGGACGCUGGUACAAGAAGUACAAGAAAAUCAAAGGAGAUUAUCUGGAGAAGAUGUGGCCAGGAAGAGAAAAUUCAGAAAUCAAAGUGGAGAGAGACAGCCUGGCAGACUUCUGUGUCCUGGGCCAGCGUCCCCCUCCCCACCUGGCCAGCCUGGCCCAGCUCAACCACCUUGGAGGGGGUGGAGGUGCCCUCCUCAAGGGUGGAUCUGGAGACCCCCAGAACCCCUCCCAACCCCCCCAACAACAACCCCAACAACAACACCCCCCCUCGCCCCACGGCCAGCUCCACCACAGCCCCCCUCUUCGUGGCCAGGUCCCCCCUCCCGGCCCUCCAGCCUCCCUUCAGCCUCUCCUCAGCCCAGGCGGGCUUCUCUCCCCCCAGCUUAGCCCUCAGCUGGUCCGACAGCAGCUAGCCAUGGCUCACCUCAUCAACCAGCAGCUCGCUGUUAACCGCCUGCUAGCCCACCAGCACCCACAGGCCCUCAACCAGCAGUUCCUCAACCACCCUCCCAUCCCUCGGCCCUCCAAGGCAGGGGCCCCUGGGGACCCCGGGAACAACCCGUCUGCUGCGGAGGUCUCCAAUGAUAUCUACCAGCACGUCAGGGACGAACUGAAGAGAGCCAGCGUCUCACAGGCUGUGUUCGCUCGCGUGGCCUUCAACAGAACACAGGGCCUGCUGUCGGAGAUCCUGCGGAAGGAGGAGGACCCUCGCUCUGCCUCUCAGUCCCUGCUGGUCAACCUCAAAGCCAUGCAGAACUUCCUCAACCUCCCUGAGGGGGAGAGAGACCGUAUUUACCAGGAGGAGCGUGAGCGCAGCAUGAACCCUCCUGUCGGCCUGCCCCCUACCCCUACCUCCAGCCCUGGGGGCCCCCGCCUCUCACAGGACGUAUUUAGACCGACCAUCACUAACCAUGUCCCAUGCCACCUCAUGCAGAAGGUGUGGGAGAGAGGUAUGGACGAACAGCUAACUCCUGACCCCUGGACUUCUAUAUGGAAGAAUAAGACUAAAAUCUCCAACUCGCCCAAGCCGCCAGGCCCCAACCCAGACCUGCCCCUAAAGCUGGAGUCUCUGGUCAUCACGUCAGGUAUCUAUGAUGAGAUCCAGCAGGAGAUGAAGAGGGCCAAGGUGUCUCAGGCGCUGUUCGCCAAGGUGGCUGCCAACAAGAGCCAGGGCUGGCUGUGUGAGUUGCUGCGGUGGAAGGAGAACCCUAGCCCAGAGAACCGUACUCUGUGGGAGAACCUGUGUACCAUCCGGAGGUUCCUGACCCUGCCCCAGACAGACAGAGACCUGGUGUAUGAAGAGGAGUCCAGGCACCACCACAGUGAGAGGCUGCAUACUGUACUACACCUGCCCCAAGAACCACAGCUGUACCUGCUUUCUCACCAGGCGCUGCACAGACAACCCCCACAACCCCUAAAGGACCACUCCUCGAUGCACGAGGACCCCAUGCCCCUCCAGGGUAACGACGAAGGGUCACAGAAUGUUGAAGGAGUCAGUUCAGGAGUCGGUGGUGGCACAGUCAUUAAGAAGCCUCGAUCGCGCACUAAGAUCUCUCUAGAAGCCCUGGGCAUCCUGCAGAGCUUCAUCCAGGAUGUGGGUCUCUACCCGGACCAAGACGCCAUCCACACUCUGUCAGCCCAGCUGGACCUUCCCAAGCACACCAUCAUCAAGUUCUUCCAGAACCAGCGCUACCACGUCAAGCAUCACGGCAGGCUGAAGGAGCUGGGGGAGGGGGCCGGUGGUGUGGAUGUCAGCGAAUACAGAGACGAGGAGCUCCUCUCCAGCUCAGAGGACCCUGAGUCCAGCGAAGAUGGUCACGAGGAGAUGUACCCCACUACGGAGAGGGAAAGAGGGGGGAGCAACCCAGCAGGGUCAGCCCCUGCCCUGGCCCCAGCCCAGCCUUCAGGGACCAGCAUGGGGGCCAUGGAGGAGGGCAAGGACAAGGGGCAUUCUCAUGGUCUGGGUGGGGGCCGAGCCAGCUCCCUGCCCCCUGGUAGCUCCUCAUCCAGCCCCAGAGAGCAGGCUGACUUCCAGAGAUAGAGACCCAGAGACCAGAGGAGACACAGAAAGAGAGCGAGACCGAGACAGACAGACGAAGGGAAGAGAACGGGAACUAAAGACUGGUAGAGGUGAAGAGGGGCAUAGAUGAGACAAUGACAGACUCACUGAUUCAUGCACAAACAUACACACACACACACAUACACACACACACACACCCACACACCCACACACAUAUACUUACAGAAAUACAGAUGUAUGGGGUCCCAAGGAGGCUUCAUCAAAGAGUGAUUUAAGUGAAAAUACAAUAUGUUACCUCAGCAACAUGAAGCAGGGAAAUGCCAUGAAACAGCUGUCAUGUGUAACAGUUAGAAUAGCCUGUUCACUAAUGUUGAGCCACUAGACAGAGAGAAAAAAAACAUAUACACACACAUCUCACCCCUGGCCACAAGAGGAACUUGCCACAUCAACACCACUUUUGAAUUGAGACAAUCCCAAAACUCAGCUUCACCCAAGUGGGCUCUCAUCUGCUUUGUCCAAUGACUGCUCUCCCUAAUGUCUCAACAUCACCCACAUACAGAACACUUGUCCUUAUUUCGAUCUUGGGUCAAGCCCCUAACUGACACUCAUAGACUGAAUACUGGGGGCCUGCUCAGACCUCUACUAUCCCAUGGUCCCUCAGCUCCAUAUGCAGACUCCAGAGCUACAGACAUUUACAUUUUAGUCAUUUAGCAGACGCUCUUAUCCAGAGCGACUUACAGUUAGUGAGUGCAUACAUUU